Messenger RNA from Macrosiphum euphorbiae (potato aphid), 225 nucleotides. Lineage: Eukaryota; Metazoa; Arthropoda; Insecta; Hemiptera; Aphididae. The record is from the annotation of a GenBank genome assembly.
AUGACAUAUAGAGCGACUGUUGUGACAUUACAUUUCGGAAACGGAACAAAACCUUUGGAUACCUACGGAGUUUCCGGAAAACCGUUCAAAACGAAUUUCCUCGAACUCGGAUUUGGUAACCGUCAGCGACGUCUGCUGGUGACGUUCGGCGGCUACGCCUCGGCGGUCGUCCGACAGAUCGCGCCCGACGUUAUAACCGUAUACGUCGUAGGUGAGAACGUAUAG